Ogataea parapolymorpha DL-1 is the source of this 1203-nucleotide messenger RNA. RefSeq names its product STAM-binding protein. Bases 1 to 1203 code for a protein of 400 amino acids. Gene Ontology annotation, molecular function: metal-dependent deubiquitinase activity; K63-linked deubiquitinase activity; protein binding. The record is from RefSeq and is a predicted model, not a curated record. Gene Ontology annotation, biological process: protein K63-linked deubiquitination. The transcript has a single exon. Lineage: Eukaryota; Fungi; Ascomycota; Pichiomycetes; Pichiales; Pichiaceae. Gene Ontology annotation, cellular component: membrane; endosome.
AUGGUUUCCUCCACCAAUGGCGACUCUGCGCUUUUGCAGAACCCCAAACUCCUCAAUGCGAUCGCCACAAACUAUGAGUACUCCAGUUCGAUCCCUCUGAAGGUCUGGCUCCGAUCCGCCUCCACGAUGCUCAAACAUGCGCGUUAUUACGCCACAGACGGGAACGUCUCGGAAACGUACGUGCUUUACCUGCGAUUUGUCGAUCUGCUUGCAAACAGGCUCUACAAGCACCCGGAAUUGCGCGGCUGGAAACAGCAGAAGGACGGCGCCGCCAAUUACCAGAUGUACCAGAGCUUGUGCAACAAAAUGCCCGAGAUCAUGAACGAGGCAGAACGCAUACGAAAAAUCCUGGACGAAAGGUACGCCAGGCAGCAGAAAAAACAGGAACGAGCAAUUCAGCGCCGUUCUUCUGUCACAAAGCCCAAGACAGCGUCCGUCAUCGCUCCGGUGACUCCCGAACCCCAUCCUGAGCUUGACGCAAGUUUGGCUACAAAACUACGUUCGCUCUCCUCCAGCAGCGCCAAUAGCUCCCAAAUUAAACUAGAGAUAUCGUAUCCCAACGAAAUUGCGAUAGAGAGCCCCAAAUCAGAACCAGUUGCUCAGAAGGAGCCGGCUCCCACCGUUCUCCAUAAAACUGUCAAUUUCACCGAGGGAGGCUCUCCGCUGAGAACCGUGUUUCUGCCCCCAAAAUUAGUGGACGAGUUCCUCGCCAUCGCCAGAAGGAACACGUCCAAGAAACUCGAGACCUGUGGAAUAUUGUGCGGGAAACUUAAUAGAAACGCAUUCUUCAUCAAUUAUCUCGUCAUUCCCGAGCAGGACUCGACUCCCAAUACAUGCAAUACAAAAAACGAGGAAAAACUGUUUGACUUCAUUGACAAUCUCGACCUGUUCGUGCUAGGAUGGAUCCAUACGCACCCCACACAAUCGUGCUUCCUGUCGUCAGUCGAUUUACACACACAAAACUCUUACCAAAUCAUGCUUAAUGAAGCUAUAGCAGUUGUCUGUUCUCCCAAAUUCGAGCGCCAAUUGGGGAUCUUCAGACUAACAGACCCUCCGGGAAUCCCCGUAAUCACCAAUUGCAACCAGUCGGGGUUCCAUCCGCACGAGAGCGAUAAUCUCUAUGUCGAAUGUGACCGAACAUCAACGAAAACGGGCCAUGUGGUGCUAAAAGAUUUACCGUUCCAAAUCAAAGAUCUCCGGUGA